Molecule: messenger RNA, 3487 nt
Organism: Histoplasma capsulatum G186AR
Lineage: Eukaryota; Fungi; Ascomycota; Eurotiomycetes; Onygenales; Ajellomycetaceae
Exons: 9
Coding region: 1-3468 (1155 amino acids)
Biological process (GO): chloride transmembrane transport; regulation of DNA-templated transcription
Cellular component (GO): cortical endoplasmic reticulum
Molecular function (GO): DNA-binding transcription factor activity; chloride channel activity
Source: RefSeq, a predicted model, not a curated record
AUGGGUGCUGACAUCACCCAUCAAAACACUUUGGCGGAGAAUUUUGAGGUGGAUUAUGUUGUCCUUUACCGCUUCUCCAGCAUUGAUAAAAAUGAGGCGAAGGAGCAGUUCAAGAAGCUCAUCCGUGCUCUCUCGGAUGUGGGGCUGCAGACAGAGGUACGCCCAGGGAUAGACCAGAGCCUUCUCAUCUUUGUAAAGGCGCAGGAAAAAUACUUGGGCAAAGCUCUGUAUCGAUCCAGGGUACGAGACUGGCUGCAUGGCGUGCGCAAUUCGCAACCAGAUCCCGAUGCGAAAGGCUCAUGUAUCCCCGAGACUGAUGCAGAACGACUCCUCAUAGUCUACAAUAUGAUCACUGCACCCUCCAGCGAGGGUGGUGCAGGAAUCACUCCCAAGCAAGGCGAGUGGGAUAAUGUAGACUCAAUCUUCCCGCUGCAUGACAAGCUCCUCAACAAGACCUGGAUAAAAGCCUGGACGAGCAAAACAUUCCUCACCGCGGAUGACCUUGACCAGAUCCGGAACCACCAUGGUGAAAAGAUCGGCUUCUACUUCGCCUUCCUGCAGUCGUAUUUCUCAUUUCUCAUCUUCCCCGCAAGCUUUGGUGUUGCGUGCUGGGUCCUACUGGGCAAUUUCUCAAUCGUUUAUGCAAUCGUGAACUGUUUGUCAUGCGUCGUGUUUACUGAAAUGUGGAAGCGGCAGGAACGCGACCUGCGGAUUCGCUGGCAGGUGAAAAACGUUUCCGAAAUCCACACGAAACGACGGGAGUUUAAGUACCUUUCAAAAUCUAUUGAUCCCGCAACUGGCGAGGAGUCGUUUGUGUUCCCGUCAACCACGCGGUUGGGCAGGCAGCUUUUGCAGGCGCCGUUUGCGAUUGCCGCAGUUCUUGCAUUGGGCACUCUGAUAGCCACUUGUUUUGCGAUUGAGAUCUUCAUUUCUGAGGUUUACACAGGGCCCUUCAAGUCAUACUUGGUGUUCAUUCCCACGAUUUUGCUCUCUCUAUUUGUCCCGACGAUCUCCGCCGUUUUAACCAGUAUCGCCAAACGACUUACCGAUUACGAAAACUAUGAAACGCAGGACAGCUAUGACCUAGCGCUAACUCACAAAAUCUUCGUUCUCAAUUUUAUCACAUCCUACCUCCCGGUUUUCCUUACUGCCUUCGUCUACGUGCCAUUCGGAAAGGUAAUAGUGCCGUACCUCGACUUAUUCAAUCUAACCAGGAACCCAUUCGCAAAAACUUCGGAGAAAAACCAGCUACAAACGUCCGCAACCCCCUUCCAAAUCAACCCAUCCCGACUACGCAAGCAGGUUAUUUAUUUCACCGUCACGGCUCAGAUAGUUAACCAGGGCCUCGAGAUCGUCCUUCCGUAUGCCAAACGCAAGCUCACCCGGAAGUACCAAAAAUACACGGAAGAAAAUGCCAAAUCCAAAAAGAACAGUGGCUCGUCCACCCCUGGGCCUGGAACGGCUGCUAUACCAGAAGACGCACCCGGCGAAUCCGACUUCCUCGCCCGGGUCCGCGACGAGGCAACGCUCACCGAAUACGACGUCACCGCCGACUUCCGCGAAAUGUGCGUUCAAUUCGGCUACCUCUCUCUCUUCUCCGUCGUCUGGCCGCUCGUGCCGCUCUCCUUCCUGGUAAAUAACUGGAUCGAGCUGCGCUCCGACUUCGUCAAGAUCUGUCUCGAGUGCCGGCGGCCCGUCCCCUUGCGGUCCGACAGCAUCGGGUCCUGGGUGCAGUCGAUCGAGUUCCUCGCAUGGCUGGGCAGCAUCACGAACGCGGCUCUGGUGUAUCUAUUCUCCAACGACGGCGUGGGGCCGGACGGCAGUCCCUCGCAGAUCACCGGGUGGGUGUUGCUGCUUGUCAUAUUUUUCGCGGAGCAUAUAUACCUCGUCAUGCGGCUGGUGGUGCAGGUGGGGAUAUCAAAAAUCGAGACACCGGCAACGCGCCAGGAGCGUUUGGCGCGGUAUCUAGUGCGCAAACAGUAUUUCGACGCAACGCUGGCGCGGGAGAGGCGGGAGGAGAAGGCACAGGGUUCUCACUGCGGGGGGCCAGAGGAGACGAGGAUCACACGGGAAUCGCUCGAGGAGGAUGCGCGACGGAUGAGCCAGCACGACUCAUCAGCGGCAGAUGUGUUCUGGGGCCGACAGCGAGGGGCGUGGGAGGCGAGUGUUGUUGGCGAGGGGAUCAUUGAUGCAGAGUUGAGCACAGGGAAAGAGGAGAAGAAGGCGCAAUAUUCCCGGUCAAAUAGUCUUAUUACUGGGCCAAACCCUUUCGAGGAAGUUGACUUGGAUUUGGAUUUGGAUGUCAGUCGCCUUGAAAAGCAGCUCAGUUAUGUUACCGCGGGGCGAGAGAGAGAGAGGGGACGGACCAACUACGGAGUACCGCAUCCAAUCUCAGACUUCCCAGAUCGGGACCCGCGCCAACACCUUUUAAUUACAGCUAGGAAAUGCUACGCAGCUUUCUUCUUCUCCAUCUAUAACUUGCAAAAUCUCGAGGCUUCAACGAGAGCGACAGCGAGGGACCAUGCCGAUCAGGUCCUCCACGACCAGCUCCUGGCUGCUCAGGCGCAGCAUCUCCAUCAAUCCCACCCCCACCCUCACACUCACGCUCACCACGCCCCUCCUCCGCCCCGUCCAACGCCCGGCGCAUCAGCCGCCUCGGUGCGCGACCCAAACAAUACCAAUAGCGCCAAUACAGCCAACAUCACCAUCGACCCAGCAAUUGCUGGAGCUUCCGCGAUGAUCCAUUCGCCACCAACUACAGUGGCGACCACAGCCCAGGGACAUGCCCCUGAUCUCCCCAUGGAAGACCACGCCGACGGGCGCAAAACCUACGGCAAACGCGAAUUAUCCACCUCCAAACGUGCCGCGCAGAACCGGGCUGCUCAGAGAGCCUUCCGCCAACGCAAAGAAGGCUACAUCCGCAAACUCGAAGAACAAGUAAAAGACUAUGAAAUCCUCGUCGAAAAUUACAAAGCUAUCCAGGCCGAAAACUACCAGCUGCGCGAGUAUAUCAUCUCUCUCCAAUCGCGCCUCAUCGACUCGCAGAACGAAGUCCCCGAGCUUCCGGGAAACAUCGACCUGUCGCAACCGCGGAAUGACCCCCCUGCACCCGCCAUCAAUUCCUCGACCACUGCCGGAGUCACUGCAGGGAACGCCGCUACGACCACCGGUGGCGGUGGUGGGGCCAGCGCAGGCGACCAGGCGGAGGUCAGCGCAUUGAAUCGCAUUGCCGUCGCGGGACUAGGGAUGCGGAAGCAUCAGCAUGAGGAGGCAGCGUUCUUGGGGAACCACGGCGAAUCCUCUGGUAAUCAUGCCAAUGUCGGUGCGGGUGUGAAUAACGGUAAUGUGAACGUGAAUGCGGAGGCGGAUUCUCCCUCGAAAAGGAUGCGGUUCGAUGGGUUGCCGGAUGUUGAGAUCGGGGUUGGGGUGGGUAUUGGGGAUGGCGUCAAGGGAGAGGUCGCGUCGUGACGGUGACCGUGCUCCCGCG